This is a messenger RNA of Salvia splendens (bonfire salvia), 1532 nucleotides long. RefSeq names its product mannose-1-phosphate guanylyltransferase 1. Gene Ontology annotation, molecular function: mannose-1-phosphate guanylyltransferase (GTP) activity; GTP binding. Lineage: Eukaryota; Viridiplantae; Streptophyta; Magnoliopsida; Lamiales; Lamiaceae. The record is from RefSeq and is a predicted model, not a curated record. The coding region runs from base 189 to 1274 and encodes 361 amino acids. The transcript has 5 exons. Gene Ontology annotation, biological process: GDP-mannose biosynthetic process.
UCUAUCUAUCUAUCUAUAAAUCUAUCCUUCUUCCCAGCCUUCCUUGUUUCUCCUACAAUCGCCAUUACCGACAACCACAAAUCGUCGGGGUUUGUGGUAAACUGAGGAUUAUAUUUCUACCACAUUGUUCUUCGAUUCGACUUGUCUCUGCCUAGAUCUGCUAUAAACUCGAAAACAAAAGGUAAAGGAUGAAGGCACUCAUUCUUGUUGGAGGGUUUGGCACUAGACUGAGGCCACUGACACUGAGUGUGCCUAAGCCGCUCGUUGAUUUUGCUAACAAGCCCAUGAUUUUGCACCAGAUAGAAGCCCUCAAGGCUAUUGGAGUAACCGAAGUAGUCCUAGCCAUCAAUUAUCAGCCAGAGGUAAUGCUGAACUUUUUGAAAGAUUUUGAGGCGAAGCUUGAGAUUAAGAUCACAUGUUCACAAGAGACUGAACCUCUUGGAACAGCCGGUCCCCUUGCCUUGGCUAGGGACAAGCUGAUAGAUAAGUCUGGAGAGCCAUUUUUUGUUCUUAAUAGUGAUGUUAUCAGUGAGUACCCACUGAGAGAGAUGAUUGAGUUCCAUAAAUCCCAUGGAGGUGAAGCUUCUAUUAUGGUAACCAAGGUGGAUGAGCCUUCCAAAUACGGUGUUGUUGUUACAGAGGAAUCUACUGGGAAGGUUGAGAGGUUUGUCGAGAAGCCAAAGUUAUUUGUGGGUAACAAGAUCAAUGCUGGCAUUUACCUUCUGAACCCUUCAGUGCUCGAUCGUAUACAAUUACGCCCCACAUCAAUCGAGAAGGAGGUUUUCCCUGAAAUUGCUGCUGAGGGAAAACUGUAUGCAAUGGUCUUGCCAGGUUUCUGGAUGGACAUCGGGCAGCCAAGGGAUUACAUCACUGGUCUAAGACUUUACCUGGACUCAUUAAGGAAGAAAGCUUCCCCUAAAUUGGCCGCUGGAACUCAUAUAAUCGGAAACGUCUUAGUGGAUGAAACUGCAAAAAUCGGGGAGGGAUGCUUGAUUGGCCCUGACGUUGCAAUUGGCCCCGGUUGUGUGGUCGAGCCGGGUGUGAGACUGUCUCGCUGCACAGUCAUGCGCGGAGUCCGCAUCAAGAAACACGCCUGCAUAUCAUCAAGUAUCAUAGGCUGGCAUUCGACUGUUGGUCAGUGGGCUCGGGUGGAGAACAUGACCAUUCUCGGAGAAGAUGUUCAUGUUUGCGACGAAAUAUACAGCAAUGGAGGAGUUGUUUUGCCUCACAAGGAGAUCAAGUCCAGCAUUUUGAAACCUGAGAUAGUAAUGUAAUGGUCUGCUGUUAACAAACGUGGUAAGUAAUUUAAUAUAUACUCUCUCCGACUCUCUUUAUCAAUGUGUUUCUUGUUGUCUCUCUUUAACCUUGUAAUUGUAAAAGUCCGUCGCUGCCUAAAGAUGGUCUCUGAUGUGAAAUUUGUUUUCAUUAUUGUCUAUGAAGACAAGCAAUCUGUAUUCUCUAAGAUACAUUUUUGUAGAUUAUCAUCUCUUGAAGUUUAAGCAGCUUCCAAAUUGUUGGCUGUAAUUUUUUUA